Molecule: messenger RNA, 3422 nt
Organism: Schistosoma turkestanicum
Lineage: Eukaryota; Metazoa; Platyhelminthes; Trematoda; Strigeidida; Schistosomatidae
Source: the annotation of a GenBank genome assembly
AUGUCUAAGCAAAGUGGAUACCUUAAAAGUAGGAGCCAAGUUAGGAAUAGUUUUGAUUUGAAGUCAGAAAUAAAUUAUCGCAGAAUCCAUCAUAAAAAACAAGAUGUUAAUAAUCCUGUAGUCAAAACUCAUUCGAAGGAAUAUAAAAACGAUAAAACUGAUAAAAAUCAUUAUGCAGAUCAACUUACCAGUUGUGUUGAGCCAAUACAAAAAUCAAAAGAAACAAGGGGAGAAAAUAAUAAAAAUUGGAAAAUUUACCUUAAUGGAAAACAUCCAAUCUCAGAUGUAUCGAAUUCAAAGAAUUCUGGAUUAUUUAUCUUUCAUUCUGGCCAGAAUAUUCCAUCCACCCAUAAAAAAUCAUUCAAUAAAGUUAACGCACAUCAUUCGAGAAAAGAUGGCUCGCAAUCCAAUCAUGUAAAAAACAAUGUGCUUUCAUUUGUUAAACACAGUUCCGAAAGGAAGAAGCUUCCUUUCAAUGAUCGAAAUUACAAGUUAGAAAAGUGUGGUGAUGACUCGUUGGAUCAAUCGUCCACUAAAGGAAUUCACCCCGCUGAAGAAACAGAACCUGAUUAUUCUAGUGAUUUUAGUGAUGACUGUUCUUCAGUCUCAUCUACCUCAAAGCCCAGUACUCAAAGACUACACUCUGAAAACAAGCCAAAUAAUAACAUGGAGAAUGUUGGGAUUUGUGAAUCAAUAUUAGCAAAGCAUUCUUCUGAUCUUACUACGUCUGCUAAAGGAAUCAAUAAUGCCAGCGACGAGAAGAAUAUGGUUGUCAGUGACUUUGAACAGUCAAACAAAGUAAUGAAUAAUCAUCGUGUCUCUUCAAAAGUACAGAGUAGAGCUAAAUGUUUAUUAAAAUUGAUUGAUCUGUCUUUGAGUGAGUUUGUCAGUGUAUUUGAGUUGAAACCAUUGGACGAUUAUGAAUUUUAUAUGCUUUAUUCAAAUGAAAGUAAGAAUCGAAAUCAUUGCCAUGUUCAGACAAAUGAUGAUGCAUUGCAUAGAGAAGUACAAACUGAACCAAUUGACAUUUGUUAUGACGUAUGGACUCAACAACCAUCUGAUGAGAAUGGAGAAUUUAUUGGAAGAAUAAGUAGUACCAAUAAUUCUCUGAUAAACGAAUCAUACACUAAUUCAUCUAAUCCCAACGAUUCCAAUCAUGUUGCAUCCAAGAUAUAUUUAUGUGAAUUAGCUAAAGAAUUCUGCUUGGGAAUUAACACAUUUAAUGCUACGAAAAAUGACCAAACUGAAAAUAUUGGCAAUAAUUUCUUAAUGAACGAAUUCAACACACCUGGAAAUCUCAUCUCCAUGAUAAAUACUGAUAGUCUACUAGGAAAUCUUCAAUUAAUCAUGAAUUUGAUCAAUGAAGAAAGUUCAACAAAUGUAUCGACUACUACAGAUGAGAAUAAUUUUGUAGAGACUUUCUUUCAGUCAACCGAUGACUGCUUUAUAGCUGCAUCUAAAUUUGACCAUGUUAAAGAGUCAAAAAAUACAUCAUUUAAAAAUAAUGUUACUUCAGUUAAUGGGAAUGAAAUGAAAGAGUCUGAAAGUUUCGCCUACUUUUGGGAAAAUUAUGAAUGUGUCGCGUGUGAUUGUGCACCACAAAACCAAACUGUAAUUUUAACCAUCCAUCGACCAGUUAAACUCAGUCAAAAACAAGAAGAAAUGAAGAGUCUUUUCAAUUAUCGUCAAAGUGCUGGUGAAUUUAUAUGUGUAUGGACAGAAAUCGGUGUGAAACCACUGCCUGAUUGUCUGCUUUAUUGUCCAGGCUUAUCUGAAACUGGUUUAAAAGGCGCCAAUUUAAAUUGUGCAAUAUUCAGUCCAGAUAAUGAUGCUAAUUUGGUAAUUGCUGGUCUUCACGAUGGAGGUCUGUGUAUCUGGGAUCAACACAACUACUCCAGUAAUAUAGGUAUGAAAUCAACAAACUUGUCAGUUCUUACUGCUGUGGAUCAUCAGUUUGUUUCCACUGUAUUGAGUAACUUUUCUAACCUGGCCAUAUUAUUGCCAACGUAUAAAACAUCACUUUUAGAAUGUAAGGACUCAACAACAACAUGUAAACUGCAGUCAGCGAUCAACUAUAGGACUCAACAGCAUAAUCACUUUAGCCCAAUCAUAUCGAUUAAGAUUGCAGACAGUCAUUAUCAUAUGUGUCGAAAAGUGGCCAAUGAAUCAGAUAAAGAUUUAGACAAAUUUCAGUUACUUGCGCUAGACGAAAUCGGUAACAUCAGUUUAUGGCUAGUUUUGAUGAAUCAGAAGUAUGGGAUGCAAAAUAUUGUUGAAAACCUUGCAGGCUCACUAACAGAUUACUGUUUAUCGCCUGGCUCCAGUCGAUUACGUCUGGUUCGCUUACUGUUUAUCGAGUACAAAUCAACUCAAAUGGAUAUUUCAGCUUCAUUAAAAAAAGAAAAUUGUCUGAAAUAUCAAACCGAGACAAGUAAUUUGGAUCUAACGGAUCAAUUGAAUAAUAAAAUUAUCACAACUUGUUUAGCUGUAACAAAACAUGGCAAUUUCUUGAUCGGUUGUAGUAAUGGUCAAAUUAUACAUCGUGGUCGUUCACCGAAGCAAAAAGUUUAUCCUAAACUGUUUUCACGUACAUCAUGCUGUUCGGCCGCUGUACAGGCACUGGAAAGUCAUCCACAUAAAGAAUUACACUUGUUUAUUGCAGGUUAUACAGAUGGUAAAAUUUGUUUAUAUAAAACAAAUUACUUUCAACCUAUACUUCAAUGGGAUGUUGCAUCAUCAUCAUCAUCAUCAGCCUCAAUGACAAAUGUAUGCAAAACAAAACUAACAGAUUAUGAAGAUUACAUUGUACAAUCGGAUUCAGAAUUAGCAUCAUCAAACAUUCCAACUAAUCAUCAAUUGUUCAUUAGUAUACGUAAAUUAAUUUGGUCAACUACUUGUUCUUCGGUAUUUUUCAGUUUGGAUUCAAACAAUCAAGUUAUUCUAUGGGAUAUUGUGAAUCGAUUCAACCAGCCGAAUAAUUCUUUACAAUUAAAUAAUACAACAUCCGACUUGAUGAAUAAUUCUACUGGGAUAAGUUUAAAUGUGAAUGAUAGAAAAUUAUUGCCUUGUCAAAUAAUUAAUGAUAUUUGCAUUAGUAAAAUGCAUGAUUCCACAGAUGCCAGCUCGCUUUCAUCAUCGUCAAUAGCAUCAGUUUCAGCUUGUUCGUCGCGUUCAAUUAUCUUAUUUCAACCGCAUAAAAUCCACAUAUACUGGAUUAAUCCGCGUUGGUUAAGUGAACAGGUGGACGAAGUUACUUCAUUACUGAAAACUUUCGAUGGUUUCAGUGCUACUAGCACUUAACAUAAAAUUGCACGCACAUUUUGUAUCUAGAAUUAUUGAAAUAUUUUUUAAUUGGAUAGGCGAUUUUGACAAUAUCUUUCAUUCAGUUUUUACAGUGUUUAUACUAUUGCAUAGUUUUGAAA